Exaiptasia diaphana is the source of this 967-nucleotide messenger RNA. RefSeq names its product protein cornichon homolog 4. Gene Ontology annotation, biological process: endoplasmic reticulum to Golgi vesicle-mediated transport. The coding region runs from base 3 to 455 and encodes 150 amino acids. Lineage: Eukaryota; Metazoa; Cnidaria; Anthozoa; Actiniaria; Aiptasiidae. The transcript has 5 exons. The record is from RefSeq and is a predicted model, not a curated record. Gene Ontology annotation, cellular component: COPII-coated ER to Golgi transport vesicle; endoplasmic reticulum membrane.
AAAUGUCGGYUGCAGGSCUAUAUAUUUUUGGACUUAUCGAUGGUGCUGCAUUGCUGUUUCUGACUGUGUUUUUUAUAAUCAAUCUUUCCGAUUUAGAAUGUGAUUACAUCAAUGCAACUACAUGUUGCAAACGGCUCAACAUUUGGGUACUUCCAGAACUUAUUGCUCAUGGCCUAAUAACUAUUCUUCUACUGUUGCACUUUCAAUUUGUAUUUUUUGGUAUAAACCUUCCUUUAAUGGUUUGGAAUAUUUACAGAUUUAUCAACAAACCAGCAGGAAAUCUUGGCUUGUAUGAUCCAGCAGAAAUCCACAACAGAAGUCAAUUGAAGGGAUUUCUUAAGGAAUCCAUGGUUAAAUUAGCAUUCCACUUAAUCUUCUUCUUCCUAUACUUGUACAGCAUGAUAUCAGCUUUAUUGGAAGAAAACAAUAAACAAGAUAAAAGCUCUACAAGUUAAAGAAUUUCUAAUAUUAUAACAUAGAUCUUAGAUCUCUAGAUAUACAAUAUCUCUUUAUAUUUGUUUUUGCAUUGUUCUCAUGUAUGAAUAGAUCUUGUUUAUAGAGACAUUACUUCAGGUUCCAGUUGUCUUAAAGCCCAUACCUUGUACAUGGACUGUGCCAGUCAGAUCUUAGUUUGCAUGAAAUAUACACAGUGCACUUCUACCAUCAUCAAUGGUCAUAAGAGGCAAAGUGUGGUGACAACUAAAAUAUAUCUCUAGCGUGCUACAUUCUUAUUUGAAAGCUACUCUAGCUCUAAUGUUAUGUACCCUGGGAACCAGAGGCUGGAUUUACUCGUUCUUAUAGUUUAUAGGCCGAAGGCCGAAGGCCGAACCGUAAUCGGCCUCAAGGACGGCGAUUCGCGCCGUAUAUAAACUAUAAGAACGAGUAAAUCCAGCCUCUGGUUCCCAGGGUAAAUGUUAUGAUGUUGCUUAUGGACUUUGAUACAUUUCUAUCUCAAAGCAAGGCCUCU